This is a messenger RNA of Aphanomyces invadans, 954 nucleotides long. RefSeq lists its product as hypothetical. The coding region runs from base 50 to 769 and encodes 239 amino acids. The transcript is spliced from 4 exons. The record is from RefSeq and is a predicted model, not a curated record. Lineage: Eukaryota; Oomycota; Saprolegniomycetes; Saprolegniales; Verrucalvaceae.
GUGCAGUUCUCAUCCACCUCGGAAGGACCUGCGCCUGCUACCGCCUCUCAUGACAAAGUCUGCUGGUCACAAUGGCCCGAAGAACUUGCCGCUUCGGCGCACCAUGAUCAAGAGCACUGUUGGCAACGUCAAGCGGCCCGCCUACGACCUGCCAGAUUCACGAGAAGCAGAACAUGUCUACGGGUAUCCCAUUGUCCGCGACCCCGAAGAUGCCGGGCAAGUCAUGGGCAAAUGGGUACAGGCUACCCCAUCGCCGGCAGUUGAGUCCACGCGCAGCUUUGUUGAGACGAAUCGAAGGGCGUUGCAGAUCGGGUGUGUCAAUGCGAAAGAAGUGCGACAGUAUGCAAAUGAGCACCCUGAUAUUCGAGAAAAGGCAGCACCGUCCAAGAAACAAACAGGUUACGUUCCGACGAACGACGUGAUUUACGGCAUAAAGACAGCCGCUUCGGAAGACAUUCAAAUGCUGAUCCAGGCAAAACAUACCAACUUUCAAACGGACGGAACCGACUACCCUGACCUCUCUGGCAUGAAAAUAAAAGGAAAACUUCCCCAACCUCGUGAAACGAAAGCAUCAAUCAGCCAAGACAAGAGGCUGCAGCUCUUUAGUCAACCCCCUGAGAAAGAACCGUUCAAAAUGUCCAAGUUCAAGAAGAUUGGAAGCAUGCUCGCGACGCAGCCAGCGUACGGAUCGUCCUCUGACCCCUCACCCCAGUACAUUGGACAUGACACGGACGACUACUCGUUUCCCCAGCAACAAUCCGACAGCUAGACAGAUCAUGAACAAAACCCAUUUGUACCUACCCUCAGAUCCCAAGCCUCUUGAAGGUUUAAACUCCGUCGUUGAACGAAUAAAGCAACUCGAAACUACCCAAUACAGACCCCGACCUCACGCUACAAUCUGACCAACGGAUAAGCGUAUCAUGAUAAAGGAGACCUUGGCCAGCACACGUCGAG